Molecule: messenger RNA, 939 nt
Organism: Canis lupus familiaris (dog)
Lineage: Eukaryota; Metazoa; Chordata; Mammalia; Carnivora; Canidae
Gene: OR6C75D
Product: olfactory receptor family 6 subfamily C member 75D
Exons: 1
Coding region: 1-939 (312 amino acids)
Biological process (GO): G protein-coupled receptor signaling pathway
Cellular component (GO): membrane
Molecular function (GO): olfactory receptor activity; G protein-coupled receptor activity
Source: RefSeq, marked inferred
AUGAGAAAUCACACAAAGGUAACAGAGUUUAUUCUUCUCGGGUUGACCGAUGACCCAAAGUGGCAGGUUGUACUUUUCAUAUUUCUCCUGGUCACCUACAUGUGCAGUGUGACUGGGAACCUGGUCAUUAUCUUCCUCACCCUUACGGAUCCCCACCUGAAGACUCCAAUGUAUUUCUUCCUUCGAAACUUCUCAUUCCUAGAAAUGUCAUUCACGUCUGCCACAAUUCCCAGAUUCCUUGUCACUGUUGUGACGGGAGACAGAACCAUUUCCUACAAUGACUGUCUGGCUCAGGUAUUUUUCGUCAUCUUAUUGGGGGUGACAGAGUUUUACCUCCUGACCGCCAUGUCCUAUGACCGCUACGUGGCCAUCUGCAAACCUCUGCAUUACAUGACCAUCAUGAGCACCAGAGUCUGCAUCCUCCUUGUCUUUAGCUCAUGGCUUGCAGGAUUCCUGGUCAUCUUUCCACCUGUAAUUCUGAUGCUGAAGUUGGAUUUCUGUGCCUCCAAUAUAAUCGAUCAUUUUGUCUGUGACUCUUCACCAAUUAUACAGCUUUCUUGCACAAACACUCACUUUCUAGAACUCAUGGCAUUUGUUUUAGCGGUGGUAACGCUUAUGGUCACCUUAACCCUAGUUAUGCUCUCCUACACACACAUCAUCCGCACAAUUCUGAGAAUUCCUUCCACGAGUCAAAGGAAAAAAGCCUUUUCCACGUGUUCCUCCCACAUGAUAGUAGUCUCCCUCUCUUAUGGCAGCUGCAUCUUCAUGUACAUCAAGCCUUCUGCAAAGGAAAGGGUGAGUUUAAACAAAGGCGUAGCUGUGAUCAUUACCUCAGUGACUCCCCUCCUCAAUCCUUUCAUAUAUACCUUAAGAAACCAGCAGGUGAAGCAAGCCUUCAAGAACAUGGUCCACAGAAUGGUCUUUUCUUCAUAUAAAUGA